AUGCUGCAUGAGCAGAGUGAGCAGAGUGGCAAGUUCGCUAGCAGCGGAAGAGAGAUCAUCCACAUUCAGGUGGGCAAAGCUGGCAACGCAAUUGGGAAUGUGUUUUGGAAGACACUAUGCCAGGAACACGGUGUCAACACUGACACAAAGGAUGACAACAUGAAAGGCUGCUUGAUGGAUGACGGUGAGAGCAAGGGCCCAAAAGGCUACAUUGACGUUUUCUUCAAUGAGGGCAGAGCCAUGGACAGGAAAGUCAGAUACGUGCCUCGGGCCAUACUUCUGGACACCAACAUGGGGGAUUUGGCGACCAUUGCAGAGGACAGUGCGGUUGGUGACCUCUACAGGCCAGAAGACAUCAUCGGCAAUGACGAGUCUUCAGGCAACUGCUAUGCCAAGGCAUUCCACACUGAGGGGCCAGAUCUGGCAGACCGAUGCUUGGAGAUGGUUCGGAAGGAGGUGGAGAAAUGCAAUUGCCUACAAGGGGUGCAGUUCUGCCAUUCUGCGUCUGGCGGUACUGGCACGGGGCUGACGGGCCUUGUGCUGAAGACACUUCGAGAUUAUUUGGACAAGCAGAGCGCUGUCAUGCAAUCGUUUGUCUUGGCUCCGGCUCCCGGAAUAUCGGAUGUGGUUCUUGAGCCGUACAAUGCGUGUUUGUGCUUCCAGGACUUGCUGGAGUACACAGACCAGGUCUUUCUCUUCGACAACAAAGCUCUGAGCGAAAUCUGCCAGAAAGCUUUGGAACAGGACAUGCCAAAGAUGGCCAAUCUGAACGAGGUUAUAGCACGGUGCAUGUCCGGCAUCACAUCUUGCCUCAGAUAUACCGGUCCAUUGAAUGCAGAUCUUCGAAAGCUGCAGACCAACUUGGUGCCCUUCAAGAAUGCGCACUUUCUCAUCAACGGCCUUGCACCGCUGAACUCCAGCUCGGCUGGAAAGUACAGACGAGCCAGUGUGCUGGACCUGACACAGCAAAUGCUCUCCAAGGACAAUGUGACGGUAAAGUGUGACCCGCUCAACCCCGGUGACGAAUUUCAUGGUAUGCUGAAGGCCCGCUUCCUUGCAUCAUGGACGUCAUGGAAAGGCAAGUUCCAAACGAAGGAGGUGGACCAGGCUUUGUACGAAAUUCAAAAAGAUGGAUCCCGGUAUGACAAGUUCUUCCCGGAUUGGAUUCCGAACUCUGUCGCUUCGAACAUCUCGGGCAGCAAGCACAAGGAAAAGGAGAGAAGCGUGGUCUUCACGACAAACAAUACAAGUGUUCACGAGGUUUUCGACAGAUCCAUCAAGAAUUGGGACAGCACAUACAAGUCCAGAGCUUUCGUGCACGUCUACGAGCAGGACGGCAUCUCUGUGCAGGAUCUCAUGGAAAGCCGCAACAUUGUGCAAUACAUCUCGGACGCGUACUGUGAGUUUGCUCGUUGGGAAGACAAGUUCUUCGAGGAUAUGUCUGGCGGGCCCAAGCCUGUCAUCCGUGAGCGAGCUAUUGACAAUGAUGAGCAGCGGAGCAUCGCUCAAGAGCUGAAGGUAACGCAGCUGUGUGUGUUGACACGUUGUUCUGAGAUGUCACAGUCUUUGUUUGGCAGUGGCCUGUAG
Messenger RNA from Symbiodinium natans, 1587 nucleotides. Lineage: Eukaryota; Dinophyceae; Suessiales; Symbiodiniaceae. The record is from the annotation of a GenBank genome assembly.